AUGGACGUGAGCCUCCCCCAGGUGGAGAGGGGGGUUUCCAAAAUCCUCGGCGGCGGCCCCAAGGGCAAUAAUUUUCUUUACACCAAUGGCAAGUGCGUCAUCAUAAGGAACAUCGAUAACCCAGCCCUUGCUGACAUCUACACGGAGCAUGCCCAUCAGGUGGUGGUGGCCAAGUACGCGCCCAGCGGAUUCUACAUCGCCUCUGGAGAUGUGUCUGGGAAGCUGCGGAUCUGGGACACCACGCAGAAGGAGCACCUCCUGAAGUACGAGUACCAGCCUUUCGCUGGGAAGAUCAAGGACAUUGCUUGGACAGAAGACAGUAAGAGGAUCGCCGUGGUCGGGGAAGGAAGGGAGAAGUUUGGAGCCGUCUUCCUGUGGGACAGUGGCUCUUCUGUGGGCGAGAUCACGGGACACAACAAAGUCAUCAACAGCGUGGACAUCAAGCAGACCAGGCCAUACCGGCUGGUGACAGGCAGUGACGAUAACUGUGCCGCCUUCUUUGAGGGGCCACCAUUCAAAUUCAAGUUUACCAUUGGCGACCACAGCCGCUUCGUCAACUGCGUGCGCUUCUCUCCCGACGGGAACAGAUUUGCUACGGCCAGCGCUGACGGCCAGAUACACAUCUACGACGGGAAGACGGGAGAGAAUGUGUGCGCCCUGGGCGGGAGCAAGGCUCACGACGGAGGCAUUUAUGCUAUUAGUUGGAGUCCUGAUAGCACUCAUUUGCUUUCUGCUUCCGGAGACAAAACCUCGAAAAUUUGGGACGUCAAUGUGAACUCGGUCGUCACCACGUUCACCAUGGGCUCCAACGUUCUGGACCAGCAGCUGGGCUGCUUGUGGCAGAAGGACCACCUGCUCAGCAUCUCCCUGUCUGGGUACAUCAAUUACCUGGACAAAAACAAUCCCAGCAAACCCCUGCGGGUCAUCAAGGGUCACAGCAAAUCAAUCCAGUGCCUGACGGUGCAUAAAAACGGCGGCAAGUCCUACAUCUACUCCGGGAGCCACGACGGACACAUCAAUUACUGGGAUUCCGAGACCGGGGAGAACGACUCCUUCACUGGGAAGGGCCAUACGAACCAGGUGUCCAGGAUGACCGUGGACGAGUCCGGGCAGCUGGUGAGCUGCAGCAUGGACGACACGGUGCGGUACACUAACCUCACGCUGCGGGACUACAGCGGACAGGGGGUGGUGAAACUGGACGUUCAACCCAAGUGCGUGGCUGUCGGCCCUGGAGGAUACACGGUGGUUGUGUGCAUCGGGCAGAUCGUCCUGCUGAAGGACCAGAAGAAGUGCUUCAGCAUCGACAGCCCCGGCUACGAGCCCGAGGUGGUGGCGGUGCACCCCAGCGGGGACAUGGUGGCUGUCGGGGCCACGGACGGGAACGUCCGCCUGUACUCCAUCCUGGGCACCUCGCUGAAGGACGAGGGCAAGCUCCUGGAGGCCAAGGGCCCCGUGACUGACCUGGCCUACUCCCACGACGGCGCCUUCCUCGCCGUGUGCGACGCCAGCAAGGUGGUCACGGUCUUCAGCGUUGCCGAUGGCUACGCGGAGAACAAUGUGUUUUACGGACACCAUGCAAAGAUCGUCUGCCUGGCCUGGUCACCAGACAACGAGCACUUUGCCUCCGGGGGCAUGGACAUGAUGGUGUACGUCUGGACCCUGAGUGACCCCGAGACCAGAGUCAAGAUCCAAGAUGCACACCGGCUCCACCACGUCAGCAGCCUGGCCUGGCUGGACGAGCACACGCUGGUCACCACCUCCCACGAUGCCUCUGUCAAAGAGUGGACAAUCAGCUACUGAGGACCCGCCUCCGCACGGCCGAAUCAGGGACUGGAGUUCAAGUGCAGCAGAACACAGCCUUCCUCUAACUCUGUACCGCCCCGGCCCGCCCCGGAGCAGGGCCCACCCCGAUGACCCUCGUCUCUGCAGGGUGUUCGUAUCUAUACACGUCCUUCUGAAAGCUUUAGACAGUGACAGUUUGCACAUGAGAAAUAAAGUGAGCACUUAAACAGUGUGUGGAGCGUAACUCAACCCACCCCCAGCGCAGCCCGGGGCACAUUCCAGAGGCAGCGCCUCCAAAGCACACAGCCCGCUCCUGGGGCUGCUGCGUGUCGGGGAGGUGAGUCCCAGCCCCCCUGCCGGCGGGCUGCACUGGGAGGGGGCACCUGCGCUCAGCGAGGCCCAGUGCUGUGGCCCAGAUGUCACGCGGUCACUCACUGCGUGAGCCACGCUGUGCGUCGCCCCCAGAAGGCCUCGAAACAGACGGGCCCGCGGGACCUCGUAUCCACCCUCGGUUUUUGUGCUUGAUUUUAAGAAUGAACCAUGAUGGUUUUUUGUUUUUCUCUUUUUUUAGUUUUUUUUUAAUGUGUCUUAACUGUUGCCUGUCUUGUUUACUAGCUAUUGGGUUGAGGGUGAUGUCUCCAGAAGCCCUUGUUAGUAGACUGAGGUGUCCUGGUCCCCAUGCCACUGUCAUCCUUCCAUGUUUUCCUUUCUCUCCCCUCCCGCCCCCAAAGCAAAGGUUAAUUUAAAGGUAAAGAUGAGUCGCUGUAAGCUGUCAUCGUCGCACCUUUUCUUUUUCAGUGCAGAAAUUAAAGUGACAUCAGCACGGUGACUUGGAGUUUUCUUGCGUGUGUUGGAAUCACUGGUAAAUGCUGCUGAGAGCAAUCCCUCCCCCGCACUUGUGAAAACACUGAGCGCUUUACGAGAUUAGAGCGAGAGAUGAUUAAAUAUCUUUUCUCUUCA
Myotis lucifugus (little brown bat) is the source of this 2742-nucleotide messenger RNA. RefSeq names its product WD repeat domain 1 (gene WDR1). Gene Ontology annotation, cellular component: cortical actin cytoskeleton. Gene Ontology annotation, molecular function: actin filament binding. Lineage: Eukaryota; Metazoa; Chordata; Mammalia; Chiroptera; Vespertilionidae. Gene Ontology annotation, biological process: locomotion; actin filament depolymerization; sarcomere organization. The record is from RefSeq and is a predicted model, not a curated record.